Prorocentrum cordatum is the source of this 1568-nucleotide messenger RNA. Lineage: Eukaryota; Dinophyceae; Prorocentrales; Prorocentraceae. The record is from the annotation of a GenBank genome assembly.
AGCCAUUUUGGCUCAAGGCUCGGGGGGCUGCUCCGAGCGGCCGCCUUAUCCACCCCGCCCUUCCCCGCGCCGAGCUGCCCGACCCACUCGUCCUGAUGAUGAGGGCCGCCGCGGCCUUCGCCCUGCUCGCUUCCGCGCGGGCGGGCGAUGCGUGCAACGGGAAGUACACCGACGAGAAGAGCUGCAGCGCGGAUUCUGCGUGCACCUGGUGCAAGGCCGCGGCGGUGCCGAGCGCCUGCUUCCAGAAGGAGGACGCAAAGCGCCUGCCGUCCGGCGUCUUCACCUGCGGCGGUGGCCGCCAGCGCAGGAACGAGCUCCUCGCACGCGAGGUGCAGGAGGGCAUGGGCAUCGUGUGGCGCGGCAACGCCUCCAACUCUCACGAGCUGCUGCUGUCUGAUGCCGAGUACCCCGAGGAGUUCAGCUGGUGCAGCAAGGAUGGCAAGAGCUUCUGCACCAUGAACCUCAACCAGCACAUCCCCCAGUACUGCGGCUCCUGCUGGGCUCAUGGGGCGGUGUCUGCGCUCGCUGACCGUGUCAAGAUCGCCCGCAACGCCGAGGGAAUCGACGUCAACCCGUCCGUGCAGCACAUCCUCAACUGCGGCGGCGUGGGCAGCUGCCACGGUGGAUCGAUCGACGGAGUGUACCAGUGGCUGAAGAAGAUCUCCGACAGCGGCAGUGGACUGAGCUAUGCGACUGCCCAGCCCUACAUGGCGUGCUCCUCGGAGUCCACGGAGGGCUUCUGCAAGCAAGUCGACUGGACGUGCAAGCCCGAGAACAUUGCGCGCACCUGCGGGAGCUUCGACCACGAGGGCGGCGCUUGCUCCGGCCUCAGCUCGUACCCGAACGUCACCAUUUCCGACUACGGCUCCAUCAGCGGCAAGGAUGCCAUGAUGAAGGAGAUCUAUGCCCGCGGUCCUAUUGCCUGCGGCAUCGACGCGAACCCGCUGCUGAACUACGAAAACGGCGUGAUUACAACGCCGAGCGAGUCAAUCGACCAUGUUGUAUCGGUCGUCGGCUGGGGCAAGGACGAGGAGAACGGCGGCUACUGGAUCGUGCGCAAUUCGUGGGGCGAGUACUGGGGCGAGAUGGGCUACGUGCGCGUCGGCUUCGGGGCCCUCAACGUGGAGGGCCAGUGCUCCUGGGCCGUCGUCAAGGACUUCACCGCGCCCGAGAAGUCGAACCAGGUGCACUGCCACGAAGGCGGCGACAACUGCAAGGCACCGAAGGUCCCCCAGCUCGCCAUGGACGACUUCGUGGUCUGACAGGUGCCGGUGCAGCGCACACCUGAGACAAGUGUCGGCGGAGCGCGCACCGAUGACAGUGUGGCGCUGAGACAGAAUCUGCUGCCUUCUUGAGGGAUGGGCUCGAGGACGACCGGCUUAUCCUCGGCUGUCAAAUUUUGCCGCGGCACCGUAUGCACCACCAUUUGAAGAUCGUAGUAUAGCAGUGCUCGCUAGUCCGAUGCCUACGCUGGGCAUCGUGGAGAUGUUUGCCAAGGGGCAGGCCUCCAUUUUUGAGACAGCUGCAUUAGUACCGCUACACUGCUCAAAACGCCGUGCGCUUCCUCC